AUGGCAGAUACCGGAGGGGCUUCUGCCCCAGAUAGUUGGCGAGACUCGCAAGCUAUAUCCCUACACCACAUCGAUCCAGCUCCAAUUGAGUCUCCAGCCGCCGAGAGGGAUGACCUGCUGUUACCUGAUGAUGUGAUUGAUGAUGAGGAGAGCUACACACGCAAGGACCGGAGAUCUGGGACUGCAGCCGCUCCAGGCUUGAGUGGAACUGGCCGAGGCGCCAUCUACUACUUGACACGCAUCCAAAAGUAUUCGAGUUACGCCAUGUCGUUGUUCACCACCUUACACAUCUCAAACGUUUCCCUGAUCCCAGCUGCCACCCGUUCUGUCGACGCCUCCGAGACCUACCUCCUCAUGACCCGCGAAAUCUACCAGACUAGCAUUUCAGAGCCUCUACUUGUUAUAUUACCGUUCGUUGCACAUGUCGGAUCUGGCGUUGCCCUCCGAUUGUUAAGACGGGCGCAAAAUGUGCGGCGAUAUGGCGGCGCAGGUUUAUGGGCAGGUCAAGGGUCACAUGGCCAUACGGCAUCACCCUGGCCCGAAAUGAGCUACAUUUCGAUUACAGGAUAUGCAUUCACGAUAUUCUACUCCGGUCACGUGUUAAUGAACCGUCUCCUGCCGCUGGCAGUUGAAGGAGACAGCUCAAACGUCGGGCUCGCCUACAUCGCCCACGGAUUCGCCCAGCAUCCCGUUGUUUCCUGGCUGGCAUACAUAGGGCUGAUCGGUAUUGGAGCAGGCCAUAUGGUGUGGGGUACUGCAAAAUGGCUUGGGCUUGCGCCUUCAACGAGGGGAUGGUUGAAGCCCAGAAAUAGAACCGUCUCGGUUGUGGUAGACCGAAAGACAAGGCGGCAAAGGAGAAGGCGCUGGCUCGGUGUUCAAGGGACGGCUGUCGUGGUCGCGGCAUUGUGGGCAGUGGGUGGCCUUGGUGUUGUUGCGAGAGGUGGCCCAACAAGUGGCUGGUUAGGAGCCUUGUACGACAAUCUGUAUGCCAAAGCUGGGCUUUAG
This is a messenger RNA of Clonostachys rhizophaga, 1005 nucleotides long. The record is from the annotation of a GenBank genome assembly. Lineage: Eukaryota; Fungi; Ascomycota; Sordariomycetes; Hypocreales; Bionectriaceae.